GAGGAAAGGACGAAAGCGACCGGCCUGGCGCAAAUUUAAACUUCGUCUACUUCGAUCGCAAACCCUGUUAUGUCAUAACGGCCGCAUAGCUGUGCACGUAUCACGGGCCCUUAGCUGCAAGAGCCAGAGGCUCUCCGGGCCAGGAGAGCCAUGUUGCGUGGAAUUCGGGGUUGGUUGCUUGGCGAAUCAGGCAACCAAGCACCUGAACAGCAGAAACAGACUGUUGCGCAGCCUCAGGCCCAGCGACAGGCGCAUGCGCCGGCUCAACAGCUGCGCCAGCCGCAGGGGCCUGCAGGUGCGCCUGGGGGCCUACCGGCGCCCGGCCACAUGGCUGCGACAAGCCCUGGGCCCCGAUGGGCCGGCUACAGCGAGCCCAACCCCGGCGCCCCGGCGAUCCCGGUGUCGGACGUGGGGCCCUCCUACCUGGUGUCGGCCCGCAAGCUGAAGCGCCCCGCCAGCGAGCUGCAGGCCGACGCCGGCGCCCUAGCAACACAGAACGCCCAGCAAUUCGUAUCCUCCAACUUCACGCCAGCGCCGAUGGCGCGCCCCGCGUCCGCCGCCUUCGACGGGACGGAGGUCCGGCCUGCCAAGCGCCACGCAGCCUCCGUGGGACCCCACACUGGCCCAUGGUGGAUGAAGGCAGGCCCCGGCGCGCGCAACGGCACUGGUGCCGGCGCCGGGUCAGGGGGCGCCUCGGGCGUGGUGCCGCCGCCGGGCACGCUGGGCGCCGCCGCGGAUGCGCAGCGCGGCGGGGGCUCACCGCUGGGCUCAGUGCUGCGCCUGGGCGCCAGCAGCAGGCUCGGCGGCGCGGUGCAGGGCGGCGCGGCGCCCGACGCUUCGGGGGCUAAUGUCGCAGCUGAGGCGGGCGCUGCGGGUGCGGGCGGCGCGACAACGGAUGCCGGCCGCGCGCAGUGGUCGCGUGCGGUGCGCCUGUCGGCUUCCACCAUCCGGCCUCCCAGCCAUGGCUACGGCUACAGCGUUGGCUAUGGGGCCGCCCAGCAGCAGCAGCAGCCACCUGCCAUGAAGAGGCGGCCGCUGAAGCGCUGGUACGAGGGCGAUGAGGAGGGCGCGGACGACGACGUCCUCGAGGUGGUGCCCGGCGCCGCCCCCGCCCCCGCCACCACAGCAGCCGCUCCAGCACUGGCCGCACCCAGCGGCGGCCUGUUCGGUCAGGCGGCCGCAACCGCUCUGGCGCUCGCCACGCCGCCGCCGGCGCCCAAGCCCGGAGCGGGUGCAGGCGCAGCCGGCGCCGCAGGUGCAGCCGCGGGCACGGGUGCGGCGCCGACCUUCCCUGGCUUCAGCAUGGGUGCCGCCCCCGCGGCCCCCGCAGCCGACAAGGCGGCGGCCGGCGAGCCCUCGGCCGCCGUCAGCGCCAAGCCCGCCGCCACGCACGGCGGGGCCGACGCUGCCAAGGCGGCCGCGCCGGCGGCUGGCAACCUCUUCGGCAGCCUGGCUCCCUCGGCGGCGCCUGCUGGUACGGGCUCCACGCCCGCCGCAGCUGCUGCAGGCGGCGCCGCCACCUCCACCACCCCGGCCUUCACCGGCAGCUUUACGUUUGGAGGCGUCACCCCCACAGCGGCCACGACGCCGGGUGCGUCGGCUGCCAGCGGCGCGGCGGCCUCGGCCGAAGCCGUGCCGGGCGCUGCCGCCGCACCACCCGCCGCCAGCCCUGCAGCGGCGUCCGGCACGCCCACUACGGCCACGGAAGCCACCAUCAACGCAGCUGCGAGCACCGCGGCCGCACCGGCCGCCACAACAAGCUUUUCCUUUGGCGGCGGCGCGUCCCUUGCGCCGGCGGCGACCGGCCAGUUCGCGUUUGGCGGUGGCAGCACAGCGCCAGCGGCGCUGGCAGGGGGUGCGACCGCAGCCACAACACCCGCGGCGCCUACACCCGCGGCGCCUGGCGGUGCAGCGGACGGGACAGCCGCAAGCAACAACACUGCCGCCGCCGCAGCUCCUGUAAGCUCCACGCCGGCCGCCGCCGCCGCUGCUCCUGCAGGCGCCCCGGCUGGAGGCUUCACCUUUGGCGGGGCGUUGGGCGGGGCUGCCAAUCUGUUUGGGGCGAAGCCCGCAGACGCUGCGCCUUCUGCGUCCGAGGACGCGGCUGCUAAGCCUGCCGUGCCUCUCUUUGGCGCCCCGGCUGCUACCACUGCCCUCGGCACGGCGCCAACCAGCUUCACCUUUGGGGGCGUGGCGGCAUCCGCCCCGGCGGCGGCGACAGGCACGGCCGCGGCCACCACCACCGCUCCGGCGGCCGCCCCGGCCCUGAGCCUCUCCUUUGGCAGUAGUGCGGCGGCGCCGACAUCCGCGGCCGCAUCCGUGGCGGCGCCCGCGAACCCGUUCGCCGCGGCCACCGCUGGCAGCACGCCGUCCUUUAGCUUCGGCGCCGCGCCGCCCGCCAGCACCACCGCGCCGAGCACCGCAGCCGCCAUCGCCGGCGCCAGCGCCAGCACAACGCCUUCGGCAUCGGCGCCGACGUCGCUGCCCGCCUUCGGUGCGCCCGCCAGCGGCGCCACAGGCACGCCCUCGUUCACCUUUGGCGGCGGCGUGCCGGGCUUCGGCGCGGCCGCAACCACGGGUGCUGCGGCUGGCACGGCCGGUACGUCAGCAGCGACCGCGGCGCCUGCAGCCGCCGCCGGCAGCGCUGCACCGGCAGCCCCGGCCUUCGCCGGCUUUGGCGCUGCUGCAGCUGCAGGUGCAGGUGCGGCUCCUGGCACGGCGGCACCGGCACCGUCCGCGGGCGCGGCUCCGUCAACCGGCUUCACGUUCGGCGCGGUGGCCCCAGGGGCACCUGCCGGCGGCAGCACGGGUGGCGCAGCGCCCGCGGCGGCCGCGGCUCCGACGUCCGGCUUCGGCGCUGCAGCUGCCAGCACGACACCUGCGCCCGGAGGCACGCCCCUGUUCGGCGCAGCUAGCGCGUCGGGCGCGGCGCCUGGUUUCGGCGGCUUCGGCGCGGCCGCGGCCGCGGCCGCGGCCGCGCCUGCCGCCGGCUCCACGCCUGCUGCCGGGGCUGGUACGGGCACCCCCAUGUUCGGGGCGACACCUGCGCCCGGAGGCACGCCCGCGUUUGGAGCUGCUACAGGCAGCGCGCCUGCCUUCGGCACCACCCCUAACUUCGGCGCUGGCGCGGCGCCCAGCGGCGGGCUCGGAGGCGCGGCCGCCUCUGGCAUUCCGGCGUUUGGUGCGGGCACUACACCAUCCCCCGCCUUCGGAGCCUCCUCCAGCACGCCAGCCGGCACGACCGGCACCCCUGCCUUCGGUGGCUUCGGCGCAGGUGCCUCCCAGCCCGCGGCCUCCGGCUUCGGUGCGGCCGCCGCUGCCUCUCAGCAGGCAACUGGCGCACCCGUGUCCACCGCCCCUGCCAGCACUGGCUUCGGCGGCUUUGGCGCGGCUCCUGCGGCCGGCAGCGGUCCUGCAUUUGGCGCCGCGGGCUCUGGCUUCGGCGCGGGCGCGCCCACCGGCAGCACGGCGGGCUUCGGCUCGAGUGGCGGCGCGGCACCCACAGCCGCCUUCGGAGCCACGGGCGCGGCUGGCGCCGCGCCGACGCCUGCGUUUGGCGUGACCCCGGCAUUUGGCGCUGGUGCACCUGCCGCUACAGGCGGGUUCGGUGGCUUCGGUGCAGGAGCGUCCAAGCCGGCCGCACCGACCUUUGGCGCCGCGGGGCCCACGUUCGGUGCCGCUCCGGCCCCGGCCGCCGGCGGCUUCGGCGCCCCAGCGGCGCCCACUCCGGCUUUUGGAUCUGGCGGCGGAGCUGCGCCCGCGUUUGGCGCAUCUGGCUUCGGCGCGGCACAGCCCGCGGCUCCUACCCCCGGCUUCGGCGCCGGCGCCUCGACGGGUUUCGGCGGCACCAGCUCUCCCGCCUUCGGAGCACCCGCACCCGGCACAACAACCGGCUUUGGCGGAUUUGGAGCGCCCGCCGCCCAGCCGGCGCCGGCCGCUCCCGCGCCGGGCUUCGGCGCCGGCAUGCCUUCAUUCGGCGGCGCCGCGCCGGGCUUUGGCGCGGCGCCGGCGGGCCCAAAUUUCGGCGGCGCGGUGCCGGCCUUUGGUCAGGCGGCACCGGCGGGCGCACCCGUGUUUGGCGCGGCGCCGGCGGGUGGGGACGGGUUCAACAUGGGCGCAGGCGGUGGCGAUCGCCGUCGCGUGACGGCCUCUCGCAACAAGGGCCGGCGAUGAGGCCCGGGGUUGGUGGCUGUUGCCUAAGAUGUUGGAGCAUGGGCGGGCAGGGCAUAGUGAUUCAUGCAUUGCGUUAGCAACGUGAGGUUGGUUAUUGUUGCGGGAGCAAUCGUACUUUCCCAAGCGUAAUGGCUGGCUCAACCUUUGCGCCUAGGGAUGCUUUUCACGUGUUGGUAAUAAAGCGCUUGUGUUGUCCGCGGUUUUUCCUGAGAAUGGUGGCCUGCUUUGACGGUAAGGCCUAACACACUCGCUGAAGCUGCCGCGGCGACCAGCGUCACUUGGCGUCAAGCCGUUGUGAACGGUUGUAUGGGACGGCCUACAGCAACAUCGUUGUGCGCGGGACGCAAGCGAGAGAGAAGCAGGAUUGAGUGGGUGCCAAGGGCGGGACCCGAGGGAGUGGGGUAGGGGCGUAGAAGGCACCAGAUGCUCAGCUGGUCUGGUAGUCGAGAUUCCGGUGAGAGCGCGCAGCGAGCUUAGGCUAAUGUGAAAUGCUUCGUGUGGCUGCUGAAGAAUUCGCCAACGUCUCUUGUGCGGAAUGUGUUGCCAACGUAGAAUGUCAUGUGCAUGGAAGGCGGCACAGUCGGUUUGUCAAGGGACGGCCGGCACAGGGUAGCGCUCGUGGUGGGCUUAGCUGCAGUACAGUCCGGUCGUACCUAGUAGUACGGAUAGCAGCAGCGUUAGCGCUUUGCUUGGCGGCCAGUAAAGCACACGGCUAGCUCGAACCGGAUCAAAACUGUAAACCGACGAAACU
This is a messenger RNA of Chlamydomonas reinhardtii, 4924 nucleotides long. RefSeq lists its product as uncharacterized. The coding region runs from base 328 to 4173 and encodes 1281 amino acids. The record is from RefSeq and is a predicted model, not a curated record. NCBI's taxonomy places the organism in Eukaryota, Viridiplantae, Chlorophyta, Chlorophyceae, Chlamydomonadales, Chlamydomonadaceae. The transcript has 7 exons.